UAAUCUGUCCCUUCCGCCGCCCCGUCCGUAUCCAUGGCAACGGGAAGGGCCGCGCCCGGCGCCAUGGCGGCCACCGAGGGUCCCAGCGUUUUCCUGGUGUCUGUCACCGGGCAGAUCGAGAGCGGGCAGUUCCCCGGCUAUGAUGAUCUCUACUGCAAGUUCUGCUUCGUCUACGGCCCAGACUGGGUUCCCACCGCGGGCCUGGAGGAAGGCAUCUCCCAGAUCACCUCCACCAGCGAGGUGGCACCCACCACCCUGGUCUGGAACUUCCCCAUCGACAUUACCUUCAAGAGCACCAACCCCUCGGGCUGGCCACAGAUCGUGGUGAGUGUCUACGGACCUGACUUCUUUGGAAACGACGUGGUCAGAGGUUAUGGAGCUGUUCAUGUCCCCUUCGUACCUGGAAGGCAUACCAGAACCCUCCCUAUGUUUGUCCCAGAGUCCACAUCGAGGCUGCAGAGGUUUACAAGCUGGUUCACAGGGAGACGUCCAGAAUUUACUGACCCCAGAGUGGUAGCACAGGGAGAAGGCAGAGAGGUGACAAGGGUGAGAUCUCAAGGCUUUGUCACCAUUUCCUUCAACGUAGUGACCAAAGAUAUGAAGAAGUUGGGCUAUGAUGUGAGCCCAAGUGAUGUGCAGAACCCUUCCAUGGUGCCUCUUGCAGAAAGGUUUCAUAGGUACUGAGCUCAGCUGGGGGAUCUCCAAAGGCUCACAGAGAAGUGAAGCACUUUGGGGUUUUUGGUGACAAAGAGAAAUGAAGAUCUGACCACACUGAGAAGAUUCCACUUCAGACUGUUCAUCCAGAAGAAACACAAGCUGUGGAAUCAUUACCUAAGUAUAAUCCUUUCAGUAAGCAUACAGAUCAAAGGAUUAUGUAAAUAUGAUUGUGUGAUACUUGGCAUUUUUAUGAGUAAUAUCAAUAAAUUUAUUUUUUUUUAUUACA
Molecule: messenger RNA, 943 nt
Organism: Calypte anna (Anna's hummingbird)
Lineage: Eukaryota; Metazoa; Chordata; Aves; Apodiformes; Trochilidae
Gene: B9D1
Product: B9 domain containing 1
Exons: 7
Coding region: 34-684 (216 amino acids)
Biological process (GO): cilium assembly
Cellular component (GO): MKS complex
Source: RefSeq, a predicted model, not a curated record